This is a messenger RNA of Monopterus albus (swamp eel), 2444 nucleotides long. Its product is annotated as zinc finger protein 121-like. Gene Ontology annotation, biological process: regulation of transcription by RNA polymerase II. The record is from RefSeq and is a predicted model, not a curated record. NCBI's taxonomy places the organism in Eukaryota, Metazoa, Chordata, Actinopteri, Synbranchiformes, Synbranchidae. The coding region runs from base 245 to 1786 and encodes 513 amino acids. The transcript is spliced from 2 exons. Gene Ontology annotation, molecular function: RNA polymerase II cis-regulatory region sequence-specific DNA binding; DNA-binding transcription factor activity, RNA polymerase II-specific.
AAGAAGAAAAACGAGCGCAGGAAAUGCAAAAAGCCGAAGAAAAGAUAACGUCGAUGGAGCUGUUGUUUAUCUUAAGAGUUAUUGCGCCUUUACUGCUUUUGGUUUUAGACACUAGGGUGGCAGUCAGCAAUGUUAGUCACGUUAACUAAAUACUUACUGUUGGCAUUGCCGUGUUUGGCAGGAGUGUACCGUUGUUUGGGCUUUGCUUUGUUUCUGGAAACGUUAGCUAGUCAGGAGUGUUUGAAUGGAGAUGUCUACAAUCCAGUGUUUGCGGAAUGUUAUCCAUGAGCGACUAACUGCUGCAGCUGAAGAAAUAUUCGCAGUUUUUGAAAAGACUAUAGUAAAGUACGAGGAUGAGAUCGAUCAUCACCGCAAACUGUUGGAUAACGUUUGGAAACCUGAAUUAAAAUCACACAAGAUAGAGCUUCCACAGCAACAUGCCACAAGUAAGGAAGAGGAGGAUUUUUUCACUGACCAGGAUCUAUGUAACCAGGAGAGGGACUCUAGUCUGGACCCAGAGGAGUCAAAGCCGCCACAGAUUAAAGUAGAACAAGAGGAAUUCUCCACCUGUCAGGAAGAAGAGCAGCUGAAAAUGAAGCAGGAGACAGAUGCCUAUAUGCUGGUUUCUACUUACGAGGAAAGUGACCAUAAUGACUGUCAAACUCUGUGCAUGAAUACUGAUAAAACAGAGAGUGCAGCAGAGGAAGAGUCUGUAGUCAACUUACCAGUUAAAAGCUUUGUAGUAGCAGAACCAAACAGUGACCAUGAAUCUCAUGUAGUUGAGAGCCAAGACCACAAAGGAGAUUUGCAUGUAGACUCAGGAUCAAUUAGAAACACAGAUCCAAACCCAACAGGGAGUUGUCACAAAAGUAAAUUUCACGGUACUGAUGUGUAUUUCUCUACCAUUUCGGUGAUUAAUCCGACUCCUUCCACAGGUAAAAAGUUAUUUCAAUGUGAUAUUUGUGGAAAAGCUUUUAAGAGCAGGUCCCAAGUAAAUAUACAUCUGAGAGUCCACACAGGGGAGACUCCAUAUUCUUGUAAAAUAUGUGGCAAGGAAUUCAGAUUUCGUAGUGGUUUGGUGAUCCACAUGAGAACCCACACAGGCGAGAAGCCAUUUGCUUGCAAAACAUGUGGGAAGGGUUUCACUUGUUCUAGUAGCUUGGCGAACCACAUGAGAAUCCACACAGGUGAGAAGCCGUUUUCUUGCAAAACAUGUGGAAAGAAUUUUGUAUCCACUAGUCGCUUGACGAGCCACUUGAGAAUCCACACAGAUGAGAAGCCCUAUUCUUGCAAAACAUGUGGGAAGUGUUUCAGAGUUAAUCAGGUCUUGCUGGUCCACAUGAGAACCCACACAGGAGAGAAGCCAAAUCUCUGCACUACAUGUGGGAAGAGAUUUAGUGGUGUGUCAGCUCUGAAGAGGCAUAUGCGUAUCCACACAGAUGUGAAACCAUACUCUUGUAAAUUGUGUAGUAAAGACUUUCGAUGUGGCAGUGACUACAAGGUCCACAUGAGAACACACACUGGUGAGAGGCCUUACCUUUGUAUCACCUGUGGGAACAGAUUUUGUCAUUUGUCAAGUUUGAAAGGGCACACAAGAAUUCAUACAGGUGAAAAGCCGUAUACUUGCAUGACUUGUGGGGAGACUUUCAGAUUUAGUAGGGAAUUGAUAGUCCACACUGGAAAAGCCCACACAGGUGAGAAGCAAUAUCACUGCAACACCUGUGGGAAAGGAUACUUCAGAGUCUCUGAUUUGGCAAGGCACAGAAAAUCACAUAGAGACAAAUAGUGCUGUAUUUGCCAAGUAUGUGAUUCAGUUUUAGUGGCUCAAGGUCAAAAGAGUCAUAAUUGCAGCUCAUGAGAGUUUUUUCUAUCACAUUUUAAACAAAGUAUGGCUCAUUAUACACAGAAAAAAACAAUCGAUCAACAACUGCAGCUCACUAGGUGCUGGUGAAUUACUCAUAUUUAUUUGUCUUAGUAUUUCUGUCUGACUAGGUGUAACCUCUCCAAUCUUUGCCUCACAAUUGUUGCAUAGUUCCUACAAAAGGUAAAUUGCCAACUUCUUUUUCUUUUUUUAUACAAUACCACAGUAAAUUAACUAUGUGAUGAGCUGUGAAACCUUCUUGUAAUGUUGACUCGUCAUUUUUUUUAGGCAGUCGUUUAUCACUGGCUCCAACUAGGACGUUUGUUUGUCUACCUGUUUUAUGUAUUUUUGUUUCUGAUUUUAUUGAAUUUUGUAUCUGUUGUUGAAAUAAUUUUUACUGAUGUUCUAUACUGUAUGUAGAUUUCAUUGUAUUUGUUUAAGUCUGAUGAAACUGCAAGAAAUAUUCCAAUCAUUGCAACUUUAAUAUCUGCAAACUAUGUACAUUACAGCAAACGUGUUUGGAAACCUGUAAUAUAGUUAGUUGCUGCUGAGUAAUAAAUCCAGCCAGUAUCUCUAAAGGAUA